AUGAAUCGAGAAAUACCAGGAUUCUACUAUGACCCUGAAAAAAAGAAAUACUUUCGCAUCCAAGCAAGCCACAAAGCAGUCCCGGGGGCCCAAUACUCGAAAGAUGCCGUGAAGCGCAAACGCAUCGAACAGGAGAAACACGAGUGCAAAGCCCGCCAGACAAAAAAAAUAGCAAAAGAAAAGAUAAAAAAAGCCUCCUUCCUAUACCAUCCCCUAAUCGGAUGUGAAAGAGAGAUUGGCGCGCAGAAUGUCGCUCAUCCUGUUCGACGAGAGCAUCAGGGCUUGGUGUACGCCAGUCAAAUGCGGAGACGGGAGUUACAUCGGUUUGAACCGUGGCCGGAUGAGUAUUCGAUUCGGCAUGUGUUGAGGAAUAAGCAUUCGGGGGUUUUGGUAGCGGGUGGACAGCGUGGCGGGGAGUCAUCUGUUUCAAUAUGCUUCCCGGACCUUGACCAGGAUCAAUGGUCCUAUAACCGUACAAUGGAACGAGUUCUUUUCAAAGAGGCGUAUCGACUCUCAUCAAUAUCCCUAAGCCACACCGGCUACCUCCUCACAACAAUGGACAGCGGCCCAAACGGCGACUCCUUCCUCGCCCCCCGCAUGCUCCCAGACCCCGACGAAGGUGGCGACUACCGCUGGCCAUCAGCUUUUACCCACCCCAUCCGCAUCCUAACAAGCACAACCUACUGGUCCUCCGCCUCCUGCCCAACCCCCACGGGUCCAAAGCCACUCUUCGCAAUAGGUACGUCAGACGGUCUCCAAAUCCUAACAGGACAGGGAAGCCAUUGGUCCCUGUCCAAAACGCCGUUUCCUGAUGACAGAAAACACCGGCGGACGCAGGUGAAUGCUGUUGAGUGGCUGUCCGGUGAUGUCAUCGCGGGUGGAUGUAGGGACUCAAGUGUGUUUUUGCAUGAUAUUAGGAGUGGAGGGAGUGCGGUGAGGUUGUGGCAUCCUGGUGCUGUUGCGGUGAGGGGUGUUAGGAGGGUUGAUGAAUGGAGGGUUGUUGUGGGGAGUUAUAAUUCGUUGCAAAUGUACGACCUACGCUAUCCGCCAACUCAUCAACAAAGUCCGAACUCGAACCCUACGCGGCAUGCCGGACAUAACAAGAACAGAAAUGAGAGCAAGCGCAAACAUACCCAAAGCAACUGCAAUACCCCAACGAAACCAUACCUCGUCUUUCCCGAUUACUCACCAACCUACACCCCAGAAUACGACCUCAGUACCGAAUUAGGGCUGUUGGCCAGUGUAUCCGACGAAAACAAAAUCCAACUCUUCUCCCUCCGAAGCGGGGAGUUAGUCUCGCCAUAUACAUCACCCGUGUGUAGAUAUACAUACCCCAAACCAAUCUCCUCUGUCCGAUUCGAGGACGGAGACGUCAGUGCCAAAGGCCCGCAGACACCGGGGUUACUGGUUACAGCGGGAGAUAGCGUGAAUGAAUGGUUGUGGUAG
Aspergillus chevalieri is the source of this 1446-nucleotide messenger RNA. RefSeq lists its product as uncharacterized. The record is from RefSeq and is a predicted model, not a curated record. Bases 1 to 1446 code for a protein of 481 amino acids. Gene Ontology annotation, molecular function: protein binding. Lineage: Eukaryota; Fungi; Ascomycota; Eurotiomycetes; Eurotiales; Aspergillaceae. The transcript has 10 exons. Gene Ontology annotation, cellular component: Cul4-RING E3 ubiquitin ligase complex.